Molecule: messenger RNA, 1940 nt
Organism: Megachile rotundata (alfalfa leafcutting bee)
Lineage: Eukaryota; Metazoa; Arthropoda; Insecta; Hymenoptera; Megachilidae
Gene: B-gluc1
Product: beta-1,3-glucan recognition protein 1
Biological process (GO): carbohydrate metabolic process
Molecular function (GO): hydrolase activity, hydrolyzing O-glycosyl compounds; carbohydrate binding
Source: RefSeq, a predicted model, not a curated record
UGAACUAUGAACCGUAUCCUGACCAAAGUUAUUUUAUUAUUCCACGAAGGUUAAUUUUCUUUAAUUAUCGAGGAUUCGAAAGGAUUAUAUCCUUUCUAGAAUGGACGGAAUAUCAAAUUUCCUGGACCACGGAGGAUGUUUGGAAAAAGUAUUUUUCAGGGAAAACCAAGUAUUACAAGUUCAAUCGUUGAAAAUAGAAUAGAGGAGAUUAAGAAGAGAAAUAUACUUUCAUACUACUAUGAAAUGAGGAAGAAGGGUGUAUUUUAUUAUAACAUAGAGAUAAUGAAAUAUUCGCGCGUAGUUGAAUCAUCAGACUUUCUUUUAACGCGCAAAUGAUAUUUUUUGAUCUGAGGAAUACAAUUUUUAAGUAUCACUGUAAAACUAUUGGUUCAACCGAUUGGUGAUAUGAAGAUGAAUACGUGUACUUAUGAAAACCAGUUUGCAACCAUCGGUAGUGGGGUCUCGUCUCUCAGUUUUCCUUAAACCGACAUCGUUAUCGGACGUAGCCACAAUGAGCUCUCCAUCGACCAUCUCACUUUUUCUUGGAGUUCUAUUAUCCAUUGUACUACAAGGAAAUUCGGCACGAUUCGUUCCUCCGACACCGACCGUAGAACCGCUUUAUCCGAAAGGAUUGCGAAUGUCCAUUCCACAUGAGGAUGGCAUCAGUUUAGUCGCCUACCAUGUGAAAUUCAACGAGGAUUUCGAAGGCCUCGAGGCAGGAACCAUCGCCAGGGACAUCAUAAAAACGCGCAAUGGCCGAUGGGUGUACGAGGAUAAAACCACAAGGUUGAAACGGGGCGACAUCAUUUAUUACUGGAUUCACGUCGUUUAUGAUGGUCUCGGUUACAACUUGCUGGACCAGAGCUACGUGGUGAACACAUUUUACAACGCCGACGGAACACCUGUGGGCAGCGAUGAAGGAAAUACUAUCUCAUGUGCUAAACAAUCUCCGACCAAGGUAUUCGAGUACAAUCAGAAUGAUCUUCAAAUAAAGCCACAAAACAUUUGUCCAGGACAAAUGGUGUUCGAAGAUCAAUUCGACAAGCUUGACACUAAUCGCUGGACGAUCGUAGAGCGCUUCUCUAAUACACCGAACUACGAGUUCGUCGUUUACAUGAACAAUAAGAGCAACGUAGAUGCCUGGGACGGUGUUUUGCAUAUUCGACCGACUCUCACUGAUGAUGUAUUUGGAAACAACUUCAUUCGCGAAGGAAACCUAAAUUUGGAGAAAUGCACGGACGAGAUUGGUACAAAAACCUGCAAGCAGACGGGACACUCGGUUUACAUCCUGCCGCCUAUAAUAUCAGGACGUAUAAAUAGCAAACCGUCCUUCCUCUUUACGUAUGGUCGCAUUGAGAUUCGAGCUAAACUACCACGUGGUGACUGGAUAUAUCCUUUGAUCACAUUAGAAAGCGCAGAGAAGCAAGAUGCUUCAAAAUCAUACCACGAGAUCAUAAUAGCUCAUUCAGCCGGUAAUCCUUCGCUCCAAACGCAAGACGGACAAGAUUUGAGCGGACACGUUCUUAGGGGUGGUGGAUUUAUGAUCACCAGCUCUGAUCACAAUAAACAACAUAAUCUGUGGAGUCUUUCGGCAAAAAAAUCGUCGACACUAUGGUCAGACAGUUAUCACGUUUACGACUUGGUGUGGGAGCCUGGUAAAGUCACGAUUAAAGUCGACAACGAGCAAUAUGGCGAACAACAAUUGCCGACGUCGUUCAAUUCACCGGCUUAUCUGAACUUUGGAAUAGCAGUCGGAGGUCACAUAAUUUUCCCGAAUAUUUGCAACAGUACCAAUUACGAGAAACCUUGGAAAAAUUUAUCACCAAAGGCACUCAACGACUUUUACCAAGCUAAAGACAAGUGGCUAGAGUCAUGGCGAACCGGCGAUAACGGUCUCCACAUUGACUACGUCAAAGUAUGGGCAGUCUAAGGACAGUACU